GUUGGAUACGCGUUCUGAAAAGUUUAAAAGUGAUCUAAAACAAGUUGAAAAAUCUUUUGUUCACUGAAUGAUGGACUACAUUUUGCAAGAGCUCCGUAAGACCGAUGCCGAUAUUGAGGAAAUCUUCCAUAAGGAAGGAAUCGAUGAAGUCAAUAUUUUCGUCGAUUUAAAUGAGCAAGACUUCGUUCGUUUGCGACUCAGAACAAAAACUAUUAAAGUUAUUCAGCGGCUUCAGAAGGAAUUUGAAUCGGCCUCAAUAGUGGAAGAAUAUAUCGUUGAGGAGUCAGGUGAGGACUGUGAACUUGGAGAUGUGAAGGUAGCACCAGUGUUUGAUUCAUCGGUGUCUUGUGCAUACCGGCAACCAGAGCAAGUACAUGUGGACGCCGAAAGAGAAGAUGAAGAAACACAAGAUAAUAAGACCCAAUCCAACCCUUACAAGGGAAUUCUCUUGGAAAAGAAAAUUAAUAUUGACAGAAUCUUUGAAAGGACGGACGAUGGGAUGCAGGUGAUGGAAUCAUUAAAACAAGGCGAAAAACCAAAUGACAAAAUGCUAACGCGCAUCAAAAAGCUUUUGUGCGAAUAUCUUCAACUGACCUACGGAAUGCGACCUUCGGCAUUUCACAAGAACAUUAUGGCGGUUUCUCUUGUGGAUACCUACCCAAUACUGAGAUCAACUACUCCAGACGUACCACAAGCGCUGUGGUUCUAUCCAAAUGCCAGAGGUCAACACCGCCACAGUGGCCGGUUGCACUACCAUCUAGAGUACCUCGUGCGAAAGUCAACGGACCGAAAAAUCCUUCGCGUCAAGAGAGUCGCCACGCCGACUGAUCCGUUGGGCGAAGGAAGCCUUCAAGCAUUUGCAUAUAAUAUCGAACAGAUGAUCGAAGAGCUAAAAUUUCUUUGCCCUGGUCCGAAUACCAGAAAACGUGCGGAAGAGUUAUGGGACAAUACUUUCGAGGAACGUAACAAGUUUCGAAAAACCGAAGAGUUUCACUUGUUUCUGAUGGAAUGCCCAGCAGCUACCGCUUUUGAUGGAUAUUUACUGAAACUCGAUUUUCUAAAGCUACACCCUCAAGCACGAUCUCUCGAAGAAGUAUUUGGAGAUUGGAGUCCCAGAAUAUUGGCUGCCUAUCCGGAGACAUUGCAGCAUAUCCCGAACGAGACAGUACGAGCAUUGGGGAUCAUAAGGAUGCAGAAUCCAAGUCGGGGUAAAAAGCGCCUACGAGACGAUACAAGCAGCUCACCCAGCGUAAAUCCGUUGUCUGGAAUCGUCGAAUGGUUGAAUGUUGAUGACCCAUUUCCUACGGCCCACCAUGAGCAUCCUGUGUUGUACGCUAGAGGAUCAUUUCCAGAAAAUCCAACUGGGGGAAUAAUAUCGUGGAGAGGUAUCACAAUCGAUCUCCAGAUGCCUUUUUUGGGGUUAUUUGAAACGCUUUGUCAAGCUUGGGCGGUUUUCAACGUUGAAUGUCGCCCAAGCGACAAACAAUUUUUUGUUUUUUUAUCAGCUGUUUUGAUGGGUGUGGGAAAUAUCACAACGACAGGUGAAAAAUUCCUGCGCCGCUUGAAUUAAAGAACACUAACCUUGACACUAACAAUGUGUGCCUGAAUAUAAAUAAAUAAAACAUUUUUCAAUGAUUGUUUUUUUUUUAGAGAAAAUUGCAAGAAACAAGCGUUGCUUGUAUCGAGGCUUGUAUUUUUCGAAUAAAUCUGCAUAAGUCGUCGUUCAUAUUUAUAUUUCAUGCCAAGGUAUUUAUGUACAUUGAUUAGGUAUACUGUCCAGUCGGUAAAAUAUUUUCAAAAAUACAAAUCCCCAUUUACUGACUUUCUCAGCUAUGUUCAGAUAAACAAACAACCGUUAUUACUGAUUUUAUUGUUUAUUUGACAUUUCUGGUUUUUGCUGAAAACUCGGUUAUGUAAAAUAUUGCUGUUGAAAUUACUGGGUGAUCCGUAGUCCAAAAACUCAGUAAAAUUUUACCGACUUCGGUAAAAUAAAGUA
This is a messenger RNA of Armigeres subalbatus, 1996 nucleotides long. RefSeq lists its product as uncharacterized. The transcript is spliced from 8 exons. The record is from RefSeq and is a predicted model, not a curated record. NCBI's taxonomy places the organism in Eukaryota, Metazoa, Arthropoda, Insecta, Diptera, Culicidae. The coding region runs from base 68 to 1570 and encodes 500 amino acids.